AACAACCAACCAGCCAGCAUCCUCCCCCACCCACCUCUUCACUCUACCGCCACACAAAACUUAGAAGUCUUUUUUUUUUAAACUGCGACGCUUAAGUGAGCUCCAACUUGAUUUGGUAGAUUAAGAGGAUAAAUCGUUUCCCUGAGCUCCAGUGAAGGCACGACGUGGGGAGCUCGUGCCUUCAAGAGCCGAGUGUACACAGUGACAUUGCGGGGUUGCGCAGCAGUUUGCGUUUGCGGAGGGUGAUUGACGAAAAAGUUCGGAUUGUGUCGUGCCAAGUGUGCCAACGCACACGUAGCAGCUCUCGAUCCUGCAGUGGCCCUGCCUGUGCGCACUGCACCCGGGAUUGGCGGUGAACCCGUCUGCUGGAGGUGCGGGGCAUGCGGGAUGCGUGGGAAUGGGGGCCGUGGGAACGAAGCCGCGAGCCCCGAAGUCAAGAGAUUCCAGGAGGCGCAGGGACGAGGUGAGACCCCGUAUCUCGGCCCCGCUGGCCUUCCUCUCCUCGCUCCCCGUGAGCGCCGAGGCCGCCCUCCUCCAAACCGCAUCCCCGGGUAGUGGAGGGACCCCUCCGAGUUGCGGACCCUGCGCUCGCCCCCUGUCCACUCCCGAGCCUAGCAGCACAACUCGGGAUGACUUCGACGGCGCUUAUGACGGAGACGGCGACGACGAUGACUGCGAUGAUGAUGACUGUGACGAUGAUGACGACGACGACGAUGAUGAUGAUGAAGAAGACAGCGGUGGGGGUCCCAGAUCGUUAUUGGGGGACCUCCUAUCCCCCACCGAGCGCAUCCCAGACGUGGUGUGGACGCGCGUGUUCGCCCUCCUGCGCGCGCGCGACCUGUGCGCGUGUGCGCGCGUCUGCAGCCGCUGGCACCGCCUGGCCUGGCAGCCGGCACUGUGGUGCCACGUGGCCCUGGACGGGACCGUGCCGAAUGCGGACCUGGCCCUGGAGGCCAUCGCUGCGAACCUACGGGGCGCGGAUGGGGAGGGCUUUGCGCCCGCGGAAUCCACUCCGCUCCCCACCCGUGGCCGAGCCGUGGUCCCGGCACCGCUGAGCGAAGCGGUGGUGGCGGCGCGCGGUGCGGGCAGGAGAGCGAGCUCCCACGACGCGUACGGAGCGGUCAUCAGGGCCUGGCCCGACGAGACGCGGCGAGGGGGCCAAGGGGGGCGAGGGGAGCUGUCCCCUAACUGGAGCUCGGCGACUUUGGGCGGCUUCUACCGAAACUCGGCGCACACCCUUACCAUGCCUCGCAAGAGCACCGGAGUACGGAGGAACUUCAGCCACGGGGACUUCUCUUGUUGUGGGGACCCAAGAUUCAACAACAAAAGCCAUGCCACCACCGGUCCGACUACUGCCACCACCGACACCAUCACCACCGGCGCCUUCGCAACUGCAUCCGCCACGCUGCAGGGCCGCAGGCGCCGAGUAAACCACGGAGACUCCCUCUCCCUGAGCUCCCCUCCAGCACACAGGGGCUGGGACUGUUGGACGCGGGGCAGCAGCGAUCGGUGGCUUCCCCGCGUGUCCGCCCACCUCGGGGACGAGGAGGCGUGGAACGACACGGCCGCGUGGAGCGCCCGCCAAGAGCUGGUGCUGAGCGGCCCGCGGGUGCUGGUCCUCAGCGGGUGCGCGUCGCUCACGGACGCGGGGCUGCGAACCGUGGCCUCGAGGUGCAGCGACCUGCGCCGCCUGGAAGUGUCGGGCUGCGGCGGCAUUACGGAGGAGGGACUGCGGGAGGUGGUGCUGCAGUGCCGGAGCCUGCACCAUCUCGACGCUUCUGACUGCCCUUGCGUCUGUGGCCUGGGCCUCCACACCAGGGCCGACCACAUGGCUCUGAGGGCGCUGCCGGCCGUUUCCUGCGGCGCCUCCCUCUCGCUACGGCGCCUGGACCUGAGCGGCUGCCCAUCCCUGGAGGCGGCUGCCCUGCGCUCCCUGGCCGUGCACUGCCCGAACCUCACGCACCUCUACGUGCGGCGGUGCCCUGCUCUGGGAGACGGUGCGCUGCGCGCACUCGCCAGGGGCUGCCCUCGCCUGCGCGCAAUCAGCUUCAGCGACUGCCCUUUGCCGUCCGACCUCGGGUUGCGGGAGGUGGCUGCCGCGCUGGGCGCCCGCCUGGCUUACCUGGGCGCGGCGCACUGCGGCCGCAUCACGGACGGCGGCAUGCGCCACCUGGGCCAGAGGUGUCCGGCGCUGCGCUACGUGAACGUGCGCGGCUGCGAGGCGGUGACGGACGCCGGGGUGGGAUCUCUGGCCCGGGGCUGCCUGGCGCUGGCCGCGCUCGACGUGGGCUCCUGUCCGCGAGUCUCCGACCUGGGGCUCGUGACGCUGGCGGCCAGGCAGCCCGGCUUGCGCUGCGUGGGUCUUCGCGGCUGCGGAGCCGUGAGCGGCGCGGGGCUGCGCGCCCUGGCCGACGGCUGCCCGCAGCUGCGGCGCCUCUCCGUGCAGGGCUGCGACGUGGCGACCGCGGAGUCGCUGCGCUACGUGCGGCGGCGGUGCCCGGCCUGCGUCAUCGAGCACACGAACCCCGACUUUGAGUCGUGAUGCGUGGAGGGGGAGGGAGGUUGCGUGUGGCACGGUUUGAGAGACACGGGGGUCCUGUGCCUCUCACCGCAACCCGUGUUGAGAUGUUGGGAUGGACUGCAGAGAGAGUGUCUGUGCCCGGUGCGUGCUGUUGGCGAGCGCGUGUUGAGGCCGUGUCGCGCGAUAGGAAUUCCCCCAAUGGCACUUCGUCUGCCCGGAUAACCUUCCCCCGCAUUUUUGGCAGAUCUUACUUCUCCCGCAUGAUUGGCUCACCAUUGGUCCUGUGCGCUGAUAACAAUUUGGAGUGGAUUGAACUCUAACUCUUGUGAGAACAUGAGGACAUCGAAUCCUAUUCCGAACCCCCCUCCCUUGGUGCUUUCAUCGCACACAACUGCAAGGGACAUGGGCGUUCAUACGAUUAUGCAUAUACACAUCUUGGGUUGUAAAAGAGAUGUCGUACUCACUGAAAAAUAAGUUUAUUUUAUAACCUCUUUAGCUAUAUUUUAAAAAAUCACGUCAGUAAGCUGUUGUGGCAUCAUGGCGAGUCUGUGCCAGGCUAAGUGCCCUUUGAGGUUGCGUGAAAUUACAAAGGCUCGCUGUCAUGUGGUCACGGGAUUGACCCAUGCAGGUGUUAAAGAGCAACUGGCAGAUGCAUCACGCCUACCACACACACAUUUGCAUGCACACGAAUAUCUGCACUCACUAAACUGCACACACUCCAUAUUGAGGUGAUGGACAUAGACACGUGUAACUAACCUACUUUAUAUUUCAAAUAUCAUCAAGGAUACUGCCUGCUCAAUAUAUUCUUUUCACUAAGCUCCUUUGAAUUUGACAGCUGUAAAUUGAUAUCCGACUUGAAGUAAUGGGAUAUAAUUCAGACGACACGGGCACGGGUGGGAAAUUUUUUAAUGUUAUUUAGCAUUCUGAAGUCACAAGCCGCAUUCCAUCUAUUAAUUACAUCUCUUGAAAGGAAACAUCCGUGAUAUUUUGUAUGAUUCUCACGAAGGAUGCCUGUGGUUUUACGAGUCGCAAAACAAUACUGUUAAUUCUGUGCAGUAUUUUAGAUUAGGGUUUUAUCUCAAAAGGGCCAUAUACUGUCGUUGUUAUCCGAGGGAGAUUAAUGUCAUUAAUAAUAUACAUGUACAAGGAUCAUCUUUAACAUAAGAUACACGUACUGUAUAUAAUUUUCGGGUAACUUUUCAGUUGACACUAAUGUUUAGGUGAUAUUAUUAUGACGUAGCUUAAACACAUACAACGUUGCUCGUAUGUCUUAAAAUUAGAUGUUACGCGUUACGAACACACGUGCGUGGGUGGCAAGCGAUGUUAGUUUAAAUAUAACCAACUGUUGGAAGGAGGCCUCCCCACGCCGUGUGUCAGUCACGGGUCAAAUUUGGCCAUACUUCACCAAGCUGGUCAGCAAGGAUUGCUGAAGGAAGACGCAGAACUGAUUGGGCUGUCACUCGCUACUGAUGAUAUCAGUGGAAGUUAUUCAUGUCAAAGCGGUUCAGUCAAAUAAUUGAAUUAACACGUACGCUUCCGUUCGAUAUCUGCACGUAAAAAACGAGGUAUAUAUUUUAGCCGAUUGGCCUAUUGGUCUCUCGAACUUAUGUUCACGAACAGCAUUUGUUUAAGCACACAAUCUCUGGAGCGAUACUGUUCUUCUGUGGCUUAUCGGUAGAGUCAGGGGUGCUAAACAAAUGCUGCUGGAUGGCAGCUGAAUCUGAUUUAUGCGUUACUUAUUUAUUGUAUACAUCAUAGUUAAACAAAAUCAAUGUUAUAUGCAACACAGGCGUUUUGAAUACUACACACUGCCGUAUAAAUAGCUAACAGUGGUACGCUGAACAUGUUCCUGUUGAAAGCACCGAUUACGGAUGCGUAUUUUAUGCAGCCACCAACAAUGAGAUACGCAGUUUAUAUGUUAAUGGGAACAAUGCAAUUCAUCAGCUGGUCAUAUAACAUUGAAGGUGUUAAUUAGGGGUGUAACGAUUCAUUAAUAUAACUCCUCACCCUCGUUCGAUUUAGUGUCGUCUCCUUAAUAUUUCUCUUAGUUGCUGUCUCGUUUGCGGUUUUACUCGCCCCAUUAGCCUAAAUGUAACAACGACAAUUUGUUUUUGAAAUCUAAAAGUAUCGAUUUUUGGACGUGGAGGAAUUCGACGCGCGUGUCGUGAGACUUAAACGUCGCUUGUUAAUCGAUGAUUCUUGCAUUGUUACCGUUUCUCGGUGUUCGCAUGAGAGAGACAACAUUUGCAACAACGAGAUUGCUGAGGCUUGCAUCACGUGACAGUGAGGGACGUCGACGCCUUUGAGCAGGCAUUCAUCCAGCCGUGGAUAGAUAAUGACUGGUGAUAUUUUGUGACAUAUAUAAACAAUAAAACGGCUAAUCUGGUAUGUGUCCGGAUAUCUCCUUCUACUCGACCAUUGCCACCCAUUUUAACCAUUGAGUUAUUUGAAAAGCAAAUGAUUUGUAGUCUUUGCUUACCGAACAUUUACAAUGACUCUGCGCGUGAUGUUGGCAAUAUUUGUUUUAAACAUACAACGGACAGGUGUACAUACCGUUGGUGUCUCUUUUGUAAUUGUUACAUUGGCCUCGCGAACCUACCGUUUAACGCAAUCGUGUUAGAUGUGUAUUAUUACAGUAUAUUAUACUCAACAAAUACUGGCUCGAGUUACGUAAUUAAAAUUAAUCAGACGUAUCAACUUAAAAGCAUCACAUCACUGGUUAGUGAAUAAACUCCCUCGAAGUAAUAAUGGAUAACCAUUUAUCUCAACGGGCUGCCAACGAGUGUAAUAUGAAUGCAUAGAGGGUAAUGCACAUGGCAGCUUAAAUGCAAAUACAAGCGUCUACGGGGUCGAGCGGUGGCACAGUGGUUAGCGCACUGCACUACGAACACAGAUUACCGGCUACGGAUAACAUCAGUGGCGUGUGAUGUUUUGACUGAUCCUGAGACCACUGCUUACCAGUGCGGUAAAGGAAGGUCGAAAAACGCCCGAGAGCGACAUGGCGUCCAGCAAUGGAUUGACAAAGGACCGCACACUAUUAUUUGUCUUUUGAUGAGCAAUAUACACAUGACAGAUGUGAGCUUUUAGCUCGUUUAAAUAUAGAUGCACGCUUCUCCUUAUCAGGCCAGGCUUACAAGUGCAAAUUUAUGCAAAAUGUAUAGUGUGGGGGCUUCCUGUGGCGAGAUGUUAACUCUCUACCCUACUAGACAGGAGAUCGUGGUUUCGAUCCAGGGCCUGACGCCUGUAUAUUUGGAGUUUGUAUGUUCUCCCCGUGGUCGCGUGGAUUUUUCUCCGGAUCCUCUGGGUUUUCCCUCCAAAUUUAGAAUCAACAUCACGCAUUUAGAGUAUUUGGCUGCUAUUGAUCUUCACAUGAUAAGCCACUUUGUUGAGCGAUCGUUUGUUGCCAGAUCGCUGCUGAAAAAAUGGCUAUAUAGCUCAGUGUGCCUUACCUGCUAAAAUAAAAAAUAUAUAGUUUAAUAGUUUAUAUCCGUGACCUCCUAAGUGACCCGAAGGAAAUCACAAUUGCCCUGUUCUCAACCACCGUGUCCCAUCAAGACCCGUUCUGAACCACGCUCUCCCAUCAACACAACCGUUAAAGGUCCCUCGCGAGUGGCUGACCUUAUCCUUGGGCGAUGUGAAGUUUUAUUCGUAUAAUUGGACAUAAUAAAGCAUACAUCGCGCAUCAUAUAUCAAAUCAGAUGUGUAUAUUGCACACACACUGCUUGAAAUGGAGGGAGGAUAUAAUUCACAAUUAGGUACAUUAUUGUGAUUUCGUUGGGACGAACAUUUGUUACUAUCAUCAUCAUCAGUCAUGAUCUAUCUACUGUUGGAUGAAGGCUUGCCCAAGCCUGUGACAAACAUUUUGAGCGAUGUUUACGCACCGGCCCAUCUCAUUUAAGGUUAAUUCGACCUUGGAUAGUCCCAAGAAAGGACCGGUUUGUAUAAUCACCGUCGCUGUGAAUAUAAUUCAGGUCACGGGGUUCACACACACACAUCGUUAAAUGCGUACAUGCGUGCAUGCUUAAAUUAGAUUGUUGAAUACUAUGGCGGUCGGCUACGGUUCAGAUCAUAUACAUAUUUAAAUCUCUUUUGUAAGUGCUGCGUAUUAAAAAAUAUUCGAUAAUUUAGAAAAUAUUUGCCUUCGUAAUUGCCUUCGUAAUUGCUUCAUUAUCUGAUGCUGUUGUUAAUGCAUUGUACUGGGGGGUGUCCUUGUAUACUAUCACCACAAUGCCUUAAAUUUAAUUAAUAAAUACAACCCUUAUUGA
Messenger RNA from Petromyzon marinus (sea lamprey), 6786 nucleotides. RefSeq lists its product as uncharacterized. Gene Ontology annotation, molecular function: protein binding. The record is from RefSeq and is a predicted model, not a curated record. Lineage: Eukaryota; Metazoa; Chordata; Hyperoartia; Petromyzontiformes; Petromyzontidae. Gene Ontology annotation, cellular component: cytoplasm.